Molecule: messenger RNA, 669 nt
Organism: Coniophora puteana RWD-64-598 SS2
Lineage: Eukaryota; Fungi; Basidiomycota; Agaricomycetes; Boletales; Coniophoraceae
Product: HIRA-interacting protein 5
Exons: 2
Coding region: 1-669 (222 amino acids)
Biological process (GO): iron-sulfur cluster assembly
Cellular component (GO): mitochondrion
Molecular function (GO): iron ion binding; iron-sulfur cluster binding
Source: RefSeq, a predicted model, not a curated record
AUGUUCAUCCAAACAGAAACCACGCCAAAUGAGGACUCCCUCAAAUUCAUACCCGGAGUCUCAGUCAUGGAGACCGACGAUUCCGACUCACUUACCGCCGAGUUCCUUGACACUCGCUCAGCUCUCGCCUCCCCUCUCGCCGUGCGCCUCAUGGGUGUCGACGGCGUCAAAGCGGUCUUCUAUGGUCCUGACUUCGUCACGGUGUCUAAAACCGAGGAGUUCUCCUGGGCUGUGGUGAAGCCCGAGAUAUAUGCCAUCCUCAUGGAACACUUCUCCUCCAGUGCCCCCCUUUUCCGUAGCAAAGAGGACAGGGAACGUGCAGGUCCUCAGGACACACGCAUCCUUGACACCGACUCAGAUACUGUUGCCAUGAUCAAGGAGUUGCUCGAGACACGCGUUCGCCCUUCGAUCAUGGAGGACGGCGGUGAUAUCGAGUACCGAGGGUUCACGGAGGAAGACGGGAUCGUGAAGGUCAAGUUGAAGGGAAGUUGCAGAGGAUGCGACUCAAGUGCCGUUACUCUAAAGUCUGGUAUUGAACGCAUGCUUAUGCAUUACGUCCCGGAGGUCAAGGGCGUUGAACAGAUACUUGAUGAGGAGGAAGUCAUCGCUUUGGAUGAGUUCAAAAAGCUCGAACAACGGUUGAACAAAGAGCAGAAGGAACCCAAGUGA